This is a messenger RNA of Rotaria sp. Silwood1, 1875 nucleotides long. The record is from the annotation of a GenBank genome assembly. Lineage: Eukaryota; Metazoa; Rotifera; Eurotatoria; Philodinida; Philodinidae.
AUGUCGACUACGAAUAAUCAACCAGAACGACUUGAUAAUUUACAACGACUCGAACUUGAAUCAACGAUUGGUUUCGAAGGAAAAGUUCUACGUGGCCUUAAACUUCAUCCUGAUCGUAUUCAUAUGAUAUAUCCAUUAGGUUGUAAUUUAGUUAUUGAAAAUUUACAAACUCGACAGCAAGAAUUUCUUCUUGGACAUAAUAAUAAUGUAUCUUGUUUGACUAUUUCAAAUAAUGGAAAAUAUAUAGCCUCAGGUCAAGUCACAUUUAUGGGUUUUAAGGCUGAUAUAAUUGUUUGGGAUUAUACUAGUCGUGAACCAUAUGCACGACUUGUUUUACACAAGGUCAAAAUUGAAGAUCUUGUUUUUACUUGUUCUGACAGAUUUUUAAUAUCGUUAGGUGGACAAGAUGAUGGUGCUAUUAUAGUUUGGAAUAUAGAAACAAAAGAACCAGUAUGUGGUAGUGCAGCUCAACAUAAAAGUGCUGGUAUUACAUAUUGUUUGGCUGUAUCAAAAGAAGAUGAAUUUCAAUUUUAUAGUGGUGGAAAUGGUACACUUCGUUUUUGGCAAUUAGAUGUAGCAAAUCGAAAAAUUCGUCCGACAGAUAUUAAUACUGGUAUUGUAAAACGAAUAGUUAAAUGUAUGACUGUUUCACUUGAUGGUGUCUUUCUCUAUUGUGGUACAACAACAGGAGAUAUACUUAUGAUUUAUAUUCCAGCUACUCAAUUUAAAUCUAUUGGACCUGAAAAGAAAAAAUAUUCUAUGGGUAUUACUUCAAUGCAAGCAUUAAUUAAUGGUGAUGUUUUAAUUGGUACAGGUGAAGGAAAAGUUCAUAUUACUGAAAAAGAAACAUUUAAAUCAUUAAAAUCUUUACAAGCUCUGGGUAAUAUUACUUCGUUAGCAUUAAGAGGCGAAGGUCAUAUGAUUUUUAUUGGUACUGAUCGAUCACAUAUUUAUAAAGUAAAUUAUGCAGAUUGGAAAAUGGAAUUAAUUAAUACAUGUCAUAAUUCACCAAUAAAUGAUAUUGCUUUUCCUUUUGGAACAUCAGAAUUAUUUGGUACAUGUAGUUAUCAAGAUAUUCGUAUUUGGCAUGCAUCAACUGGUAAUGAAUUAUUACGAAUUUCACAAGCCAAUAAAACAUGUAAUUCUAUAUGUUUUACUCGUGAUGGAAAAAUGAUUAUAAGUGGAUGGGAUGAUGGUCGUAUUCGUGCAUAUUAUCCUGAAUCAGGUCGUGAGAUGUUUACAAUAAAUGAUGCACAUAAUCGUGGUGUAACAGCUGUUACUGUAACAAAUGAUUGUCGACGAAUAAUUAGUGGUGGUGGUGAAGGAAUGAUACGUAUAUGGCAAAUAAAUGCGAAUUCACGUGAACUUUUAGCAACAAUGAAAGAACAUAAAAAUGCUGUUGUUGCUAUUCGUAUUAAUAAAUCAGAUACAGAAUGUGUUACUGCUUCACUUGAUGGUACUUGUAUUAUUUGGAAUUUGAAACGUUUUGCACGUAAUCAAGUUUUAUUUGAAAAUACACUUUUUCAAUGUGUGGCUUAUCAUCCAGAAGAAUAUCAUAUACUAACAGGUGGUAGUGAUAGAAAAGUUGCAUAUUGGGAAGCAACAAGUGGUACACAAAUACGUGAAUUAGAAGCAUCAAAAAGUGGAACAAUAAAUGGACUUGAUGUUGAUAGUGUUGGUAAUUAUUUUGUUACUGUUAGUGGUGAUAAAUUAGUAAAAUUAUGGCGUUAUAAUGAAGGUGACGUAUAUAGUAUUGGUAUUGGUCAUGGUAGUGAAAUACGAAAAGUUAAAAUAUGUCCAAAUACACAACAUAUUAUUACAGUGGGUGCUGAUGGAAGUAUCUUUCGAUGGAAAUUUCCUAAAUCAGCUGUUUAG